CGCGCCAGAGAGCAGACCAUUGACUAUAAAAGUUGCGAUCGCGACACUUGCAGACAUAGUUCAGUGCAGGAGCCGCAGCAGCCACAAAGUCAGCCGAACCACCCGAGUCAAGCCAAGUUUAAGCCAACAUGUUUGCUCUCCUUUCUCUAUUCAUCCUGGGCGUUGGAGCCGCCGCCGCCAUCGAGCUGCCGCUCUAUCACCAGCCGGCCCUCAUCAAACCCCUGCUCAAGGCCGUCGAGGUGGAGGCACCCGCCCACUAUGACUUCUCCUACUCGGUGCAUGACGAGCACACUGGCGACAUUAAGAGCCAGACGGAGUCGCGUAAGGGUGAUCAGGUGCAGGGCCAGUACACGCUGAUCGACGCCGAUGGUUACCUGCGUACCGUGGACUACACCUCCGAUGCACACAAUGGCUUCAACGCGGUGGUGCGUCGUGAUCCUUUGGGCCAAAAGGUGAUCAAGGCUGCGCCCAUUGCCAAGAUCCUAGCUCCAGCCCCUCUGCCGCUGGCCUAUGCGGCUCCCAAGCUUGUGGCCCCCGCCAAGCUGCCCCUCAGCCUGUACCACUAAGCUGGUCACAUAAUUGGCAAAGCGGCAGAGAGAGAGAUAGCAAACACUGAUUUCAUCGCAUUGACGACGACCCAUCCGCAUCCGUACCAGUAGCUGUAUCUGAACCUGAACUAUGGCUUAACCAUCCAGACACCUCGUAUCGUACCUAUCUUCUUGUGAAUCUAUCUUCCUUUCCUCAUACUCUGAUAUCUCCACUAAGACUCUUCGGCCCUCGGAUAAGGACACCGCCAUAACACGAAGUCUGGGGGUCACUAUCUCAUCUAUGUAAUACAAUGUGUAAA
Messenger RNA from Drosophila kikkawai, 847 nucleotides. It is a transcript of the gene Cpr30F, whose product is annotated as Cuticular protein 30F. Gene Ontology annotation, cellular component: extracellular matrix. NCBI's taxonomy places the organism in Eukaryota, Metazoa, Arthropoda, Insecta, Diptera, Drosophilidae. The record is from RefSeq and is a predicted model, not a curated record.